Molecule: messenger RNA, 2703 nt
Organism: Penicilliopsis zonata CBS 506.65
Lineage: Eukaryota; Fungi; Ascomycota; Eurotiomycetes; Eurotiales; Aspergillaceae
Exons: 3
Coding region: 1-2703 (900 amino acids)
Biological process (GO): arabinan catabolic process; xylan catabolic process
Cellular component (GO): plant-type cell wall
Molecular function (GO): xylan 1,4-beta-xylosidase activity; alpha-L-arabinofuranosidase activity
Source: RefSeq, a predicted model, not a curated record
AUGUCCCUCUGGUUGUUCCUCCCCCUUGUGGCUGCUGCCCCUACUUCCUCCUCUUCCUCCUCCUCCUCCUCUUCGUCCUGCGGCAAACCACUGACAGUGUAUAAUGCCUCCAUCACCCAUCUAGGCUGUUAUACAGACGCAACCGGCUCAACGCUGACAGGGAUCAACUCAGCGCCCGACAGCUUCGAUGCCCCGCAGUUCUGUGCCGACUGGUGUGGUGAACUGGGCUAUCAGUACAGCGGGGUGCAGACAUCUUAUCAAUGUUUCUGUGGCGAUGAGAUUGGCAGCUCUGCAGUCAAGGUGAAUGAAAGUCUCUGCGACUAUGCCUGUCCAGCCGACGCAUCAGCAACAUGUGGAGGAGAUUUAGUGAUGGACCUCUAUAAAGUGAACAAUGCAGCCGAUCUCCCCUCUCACAGCCUCCCCUUCACGGCUGCCUGCGAAUAUUCCCCCCUGUGCUCAACCGCCGUGUGUGACACUUCGCUAAGCAUCGCAGACCGGGUCAAAGCAUUGGUGUCUGCCAUGACAGUCGACGAAAAGGUGAACAACGUCAUUAGCGUGGCUGCCGGGGCGGCCCGUCUGGGGCUGCCGGCGUACGAAUGGUGGAGCGAGGCUCUCCACGGGGUUGCGGGGAGCCCCGGGGUGGGCUUCCGCGGGGUCAACGGCAGCGCCUUUAGCUACGCAACCAGCUUCCCCAUGCCGAUCCUGAUGGCUGCGGCGUUUGACAACCCCUUGAUCUCACGCGUGGCAGCCGUCAUCGGACGGGAGGCCCGCGCCUUUGCCAACCAGGGGUUCGCAGGGUUCGAUUUCUGGACGCCCAACAUCAACCCCUUCCGGGACCCCCGCUGGGGCCGGGGCGCCGAAACCCCAGGCGAAGACCCGUUCCAUAUCCAGGAAUACGUCAGGCAGUUGAUCCCGGGCCUCCAGGGGGACCAUGGCAACGCAGAGGUCAAGCAGAUCAUCGCGACGUGCAAGCAUUUCGCCGUGUACGACAUCGAGACGGACCGCGAGGGCAACAAUCUGGAUCCCACGCAGCAGGACCUGGGCGACUUCUAUCUGCCCUCUUUCAAGACGUGUGUGCGCGACGUGCACGUCGGCAGCGUGAUGUGCUCGUACAACGGGGUCGACGGCAUCCCCUCGUGCGCCAACGAGUAUCUGCUGCGGGACAUGCUGCGGGAGACGUACAACUUCACAGGCGAGUACAACUACGUGGUGGCCGACUGCGACGCCGUGGCGAACAUCUACAGCCCGCACAGCUUCACCGACAGCACCGCUGCUGCUGCUGCCGUGGCCCUCAACGCCGGCACCGAUCUGGACUGCGGCUAUACGUACCGCAACCUGACGCAGGCAUUGGCGGCGGAGAUGACCACGGAAGCGACUCUCGACCAGGCAUUGUCGCGCCUCUACUCUGCCUUGUUCACCGUGGGCUACUUUGACGGCGACUCGCCCUAUACCGGACUCGCGUGGAAGGACGUCAACACCGGCCAUGCGCAGGUGCUCGCCUACGAAGCCGCCGUGGAGGGGAUGACGCUCCUCAAGAACGACGGCCUGCUCCCUCUGAACACUGCCAAAUACCCUCGCCUCGCGGUGGUCGGCCCCUGGGCCAAUGCCACCACGCAGAUGCAGGGGAGCUACGAGGGCGUGGCGCCGUACCUGCACAGCCCGUUGACUGCGUUCUCUACAGCCUGGGAGACGGUGGAAUACGCUCUGGGAACGAACAUCACCGACACCAGUACCGCCGGGUUUGCCGCCGCCGUCGCCAUCGCCGAAGAGGCCGAUCUGGUGCUGUACCUGGGGGGCAUCGACCAGACUGUCGAGGGAGAGGGCUGGGACCGGUCUUCGAUCGUCUGGCCGGGCAAUCAGUUGGAUCUUGUCUCCGCGCUGGCGGACACGGGGAAGCCCUUGGUGGUGGUGCAGUUUGGCGGCGGGCAGAUCGACGAUACGGCCUUGCUCGCCAACGACUCGGUCAACGCCCUCGUUUGGGCCGGGUAUCCCGGGCAGGACGGGGGAUACGCCCUGCUGGACGUGUUGACGGGCAAGAAAUCCAUCGCCGGACGGCUCCCCGUCACGCAGUAUCCAGCCAAAUACGUCGACCAGGUCAGUCUGUACGAUAUGAACCUGCGGCCCAAUGCGUCGGCGUCGUUCCCAGGCAGGACGUAUAAAUGGUACACGGGCGAUGCGGUGGUUCCCUUUGGGUUCGGGCUUCACUAUACCGAUUUUGCAUUCGAGUGGGCGUCAACGUUGAAGAGAGAGUACCAGAUUGCCGAUCUUCUCAAGCAUACAGCAGAAGCAUCGUAUACAGACCUCAUCUCCUUCGCUACUCUAUCGGCUAUCGUGGAAAACAUCGGCAGGGGAAAACAAGGUAUGGCCUCCGACUAUGUCGGUCUGCUCUUCCUCUCCACCACCAACGCCGGACCAGCUCCGUACGCCAAAAGGGAACUUGUCGCCUUUGACAGAGCCCAUUCCAUCCCCGUUCACGGACGGGACACGCUCGUCUUCAACGUGAGUCUCGGCUCGUUGGCGCGCACCGAUGUCACCGGCGAUCUUGUCCUGUAUCCGGGUGAUUACACCCUCACGCUCGAUAUUGAUGCCAGAUUGAGCAUGGAGUUUUCGCUCAAAGGGGAGGCCACCGUCAUUGAGACUCUGCCCCGACAGAGGGAGCAGACCUUUACAGUCCCGGUGCAUAUCCAGGCAGCGAGUACUUAA